Cebus imitator (Panamanian white-faced capuchin) is the source of this 2143-nucleotide messenger RNA. RefSeq names its product olfactory receptor 10A6. Gene Ontology annotation, biological process: G protein-coupled receptor signaling pathway. The record is from RefSeq and is a predicted model, not a curated record. Gene Ontology annotation, molecular function: G protein-coupled receptor activity; olfactory receptor activity. The transcript has a single exon. Gene Ontology annotation, cellular component: membrane. The coding region runs from base 1116 to 2060 and encodes 314 amino acids. NCBI's taxonomy places the organism in Eukaryota, Metazoa, Chordata, Mammalia, Primates, Cebidae.
AUAUUCUAUGCCAUAUAAUGUUAUGAAAUCAAUAUGCUGAAUCACAUGUGUAUAUGUGUGUGCAUAUCUGUAUAUACAUCUAUAUCUAUAUGCAGUUUAUGCAGCAUACUAGUUAAGGGGUUAGAAGCUAUUUUAUGUGCUGUGCUUAGCUCUCUGUGGAGCUCUGGAUUCACAUGUAUUCCUGAGGAUGCAGAGUCUAGAAAAUGGUAGCUGGUUAAUUAAUGAUCGUUGAAUAAUUAAUGAUUAAAUGAAUCUUUUCUUUUCAUGACAAGUAUAGUGGGAAGAGAGAAGAGAGGAAGGAGAGAGAGUGAAGUAUUUUAAGUUACACAAUUACUCCUCAGAUGGUUUUUUUCUUAAGUCAUCAUGGUCAGAAGGAUGGACCUUGAAGAUCUGGCCCCAAAAAUUUCACAUCCAGGUAAAUCCCAAUAUAAUUGACCAGAUCCCGGAUGGGCAGAAAUUUGUAAGCAUGAAGCCAAUUCACAUAGUCUAUAGGUCACCUAAUAUGGUUGCAUUGAAAAUGCAAUCCCCCUCUAUGUUUCUACAGAACAUUGUUAUCUUUAUCCAAGUCAUAUAUAGGCACUUUGAAUCUAAUUAAUAUUUUAAAUAAGUUUAUAUCAAAUUUGCUGUAACACUGGAUUAUUAAGUUAUUAUCAAACUUGUUGGGAUAUCUUUUUUAAUCUACAACUUUUUAUAUUUUGUUUUUGUGGUCUUAAGUUUUGAAUUUAUGUAAAAUUCAGUAAAAUGAAAAACACUUGUAGCAAUGCUAUAGGAUUGGGACCUAAGGUAUAAAGUAUUUAUAUUUCCUUUAAGGCUAUGUUUAAUUUUCAAAUUACAUGGUGUACAGUUGAAAUAGAACUUUGAUAUUAUUUUGUACUUUUCAGACAAGGUCUCUGAGCCAGAAUUCUUCAUUUCUAUUUUUAUAUUUGGUAUAUAAUUCAAGUAUUUGGUCAUUGCCUAAAAUUGCCAAAGAAAAUUUCUGUCAGGAUAGGCUCCUCUUUUCAUCUUCUGCCAGAAUUUCUGAGGUGAAUGCAUACUGGAACUUUUAGUUAAUGGACUGUGGCUUUAUUCUUUGUAUACUAUGUUCAUAAAAUCAAUGUACGACUUCACUACUGAAAAUGAAACGACAAAAUCAAAGCUCUGUGGUUGAAUUCAUUCUCUUGGGCUUUUCUAACUUUCCUGAGCUCCAGGGGCAGCUCUUUGGGGUUUUCCUGAUUAUCUACCUGGUGACCCUGAUGGGAAAUGCCAUCAUUACAGUCAUCAUCUCCCUGGACCACAGCCUCCACGUUCCCAUGUACCUGUUUCUCCUGAACUUAUCUGUGGUGGACCUGAGUUUCAGUGCAGUCAUUAUGCCUGAAAUGCUGGUGGUCCUCUCUACUGAGAAAACGAUGAUUUCUUUUGUGGGCUGUUUUGCACAGAUGUAUUUCAUCCUUCUUUUUGGCGGGACUGAAUGUUUUCUCCUGGGAGCAAUGGCUUAUGACCGAUUUGCUGCAAUUUGCCAUCCUCUCAACUACCCAAUGAUUAUGAAUAAAAGAGUUUUUAUGAAAUUAGUUGUAUUUUCAUGGGCCUUAGGUUUUAUGUUAGGUACUGUACAAACAUCAUGGGUAUCUAGUUUUCCCUUUUGUGGCCUUAAUGAAAUCAACCAUAUAUCUUGUGAAACCCCAGCAGUGUUAGAACUUGCAUGUGCAGACACGUUUUUGUUUGAAAUCUAUGCAUUCACAGGCACCUUUUUGAUUAUUUUGGUUCCUUUCUUGUUGAUCCUCUUGUCUUACAUUCGAGUCCUGUUUGCCAUCCUGAAGAUGCCCUCAACUACUGGGAGACAAAAGGCCUUUUCCACCUGUGCCUCUCACCUCACAUCUGUGACCCUGUUCUAUGGCACAGCCAGUAUGACUUAUUUACAACCCAAAUCCGGCUACUCACCAGAAACCAAGAAACUGAUGUCACUGUCAUACUCACUUCUGACACCUCUGCUGAAUCCGCUUAUCUACAGCUUGCGAAAUAGUGAGAUGAAGAGGGCUUUGAUGAAGUUAUGGCGAAGGCGAGUGGUUUUACACACGGUCUGACUGUUGAGAAGUCAUGUAAGAUUUAGUUACUGCCUGACUGUACUCAAUCUAAAUUUAAUAAAUGGUGAAAAAGUUUGCAUUUU